Molecule: messenger RNA, 1047 nt
Organism: Neltuma alba
Lineage: Eukaryota; Viridiplantae; Streptophyta; Magnoliopsida; Fabales; Fabaceae
Exons: 2
Coding region: 1-1047 (348 amino acids)
Source: RefSeq, a predicted model, not a curated record
AUGAUCCCUUCAUCAUAUAAGGAGAAACUUUUAUCCUUAGGAUGUGGAGGUUUUUUGGUGAGGCAUGAUGAAACUGAAGACAUAGUGAACAGGUGGAAGUCCUUUUUUGCGAAGAAGAAAGGGAACGAAGAAGACAACACUAAUAAAGAUGAAAUUGAUGGUGUAGAUACAGAGGGGACUACUGCCAAACCGAAGUAUCCCACCUUAAAGGUCACGGCAGAACAAUACACAGCUUGGUGCCAACCAUGGAUGAACUCCUUGAUAAUCAAACUGAUGGGACUCCAAGUACCACGGCAUGUCUUUAUUGAUAGGAUUCGAAGAAUGUGGAAACCAAAGGAUUUGAUGAAAGUGACUCUGCUAAGUAAUGACUACUAUAUUAUCUCAUUCUCGAGUAGGGAAGACAGAGAAUAUGCAUUCCAGGAGGGCCCAUGGAUGAUAGAUGACCAUUACUUGCUAGUUCAAAGAUGGAGGCCGAAGUUCAACCCAUGGAAAGCAGAUAAUCAAAGAAAGAUCGCCGCCUGGAUUCGCAUUCCAGAUUUACCAAUGGAGUUCUACAAUGUGGAGUCUUUGGGAAUUAUUGGGGAUAUGGUGGGCAAGACAAUCAAAGUAGAUCGGUUGACUUCAAUUUACGACAAAGGAGGAUUUGCAUGUCUCCAUCAGGUAUGCUUUCUCUGUGGUAGGUAUAGACAUAAGAGACCUGACUACCCACUACUAGCCGCCACAUCUAUGAGGGACUAUUCUUCCAAAGACCAUAUUGUUCACACUACAAAAAUAAGUGAUGAAACAAUUGAUCAAAUUUUGACGACGAGUAAUACCCUAACGGUGCUCAACGUUCAUCUGGGUCCCCAAAUAUUGGUUAGCCGUGAUUUUCGCAAGAGUAAUCCAAGUGUGGAUAAAAGGGGAUCACAUCGCAGUAAUAGUGUGGCAGAGAAGAAGGGAUUAAAUAAUGGUAGUUCUAGAGCAGGAAAAAGGGAAUCAGGGACGAGUUUUAAUGCGAACAAUCAGUCACAAAUAAAGGAGAAGGACCUAAUCAAGAUGGUACAUUAG